This is a messenger RNA of Sphaeramia orbicularis (orbiculate cardinalfish), 1231 nucleotides long. It is a transcript of the gene plcxd1.2, whose product is annotated as phospholipase C, X domain containing 1, tandem duplicate 2. The record is from RefSeq and is a predicted model, not a curated record. NCBI's taxonomy places the organism in Eukaryota, Metazoa, Chordata, Actinopteri, Kurtiformes, Apogonidae. Gene Ontology annotation, molecular function: phosphoric diester hydrolase activity. Bases 265 to 1200 code for a protein of 311 amino acids. Gene Ontology annotation, biological process: lipid metabolic process. The transcript is spliced from 6 exons.
AAGGCCCUUUUAAAUUUAAAUCUACUUUUUUUUUUUUCCUUCACUCGCUGAAUGGUUAAAGUGCCGCGUCGGCGUCUCUUCACACGACCACAUCAACACGGAAAUCCUAAAUUUCAUUCCCCUCCUCCUCCUCUUUUGUUUGAUCAAGGAACUAGAGUAAGGAAGGGGGUCAAUCCUGUGAUGUGCAGACCAAUAAAGGUCCUCCUGAGCCCCGUAGGUUCACUUCAGACCUGGUUCUGGUGAGUCCCUGACUGACUGUCCGAGAUGGAUCAGAGGUGCCAGGACUGGAUGUCCGCUUUACCGGCGGAGCUGUGGGACAUUCCUCUGACCGACCUGGCCAUACCUGGAAGCCAUGAUGCCAUGAGUUACUGUCUGGACAUAAACUCUCCACUGGUCAGAUCUGAGUCAGACUCUUUAAGGCUCCUCGAUGGACUUUUCUACUGCUUCACAAGGCCACUGAUUUUUAAAUGGGCUACAACUCAGGACAAAACUAUUGAGGAGCAACUGUCAAUGGGCAUUCGUUUCUUUGACCUCCGCAUUGCACACAAACAAAACGACCGAAGCAGCGACCUGUACUUCACCCAUGUCAUAUACACACACUUAACUGUCCUGGAAACGCUGAUGUCUGUCGCAUCCUGGCUGAAGUCUCACCCAAAGGAGAUCAUUAUCCUCGCUUGCAGUCACUUUGAGGGAAUCGACGACAAACUCCAUGAAGCUUUCAUUUAUUCCCUGAAGAAGCUGUUUGGCUCCAAACUCUGCCCCAGAAAGGAAGCAGUCCUGACCUUGCGGAGCUUGUGGGCGUCUGGUUACCAGGUCGUCCUGUCCUACGACUCCCAGGCUGCAGCCAGGCAUCCAGAGCUUUGGCCAAACAUUCCCUAUUGGUGGGCCAAUCAGAAUACAGCACAAGAAGUCAUCAGCUACCUGGACUGGAAGAAGGGGCUCGGCCGUCCAGACGGCUUUUUCAUCUCUGGCUUGAACCUGACAGCUGAUAGGACUUACAUCACCAAGAACUACAAGCAAUCCCUGAGGACGCUAACGUUCAGUAACUGGGAGUGUUUGAAGAGGUGGGUGGAGGAGCAGGUCCCGGGGUCGGACCCCAAGAGCCUCAACAUCAUCGCUGGAGACUUCGUGGGGCCGAUUCCACUCUGUCCACUGGUGAUCGCACUGAACCAAAAACUGAUUCGGAAGAAUAACAUCUGAUAAAAACAGACGUGUUAGUCAUGAAGAUUUA